AUGGGCUCCCAACAGCUGCAGCCGACGUCAUGGCUCGUCUUCCUGACUCUGCUGGUCGGCUGUCUGUCUCAGACUGCCAACAUGUCUCACCUUGACCGAGUCUGCACAACUUGGGGAAACUAUCACUUCAAGACCUUCGAUGGGCAUUUCUUCCAGUUGGCCUCCACCUGUAACCAUGUGCUGGUCUCCCACUGCGGGGGAAGCUAUGAGAGCUUCAUCAUCCAGAUGAGGCGGGGUCUGGUCGACAGCAUCAGCAGCAUCGCCAUGAAGCUGGAUGGCUCAGUGGUGGAGCUCUCCAACAGCUCCGUCAUCUUCAACGGCCAGAUGGUGUCUCUGCCACUUGUUGCCUUCGGAGUGACAAUCAAAAGGACCACAUCCAGCAUCUUUGUUGAAGCCAGUCUUGGGAUCAAGGCUACUUGGAACCUGGAUGACUCCUUAGAUAUUCCAGAGGUAGCCUCUGAUAAACCCAGCCAUGUGGAGGACAUGUCUGAGGACAGAGUUUACUCCCUAAGAAUGGAGAUAUGGAAUUACCUCCAACACUGCCAGAGAGGCAAUUACUACAUGAGAGCAAUCCACAUCGAGCUGGAUAGCAAAUAUCAGAACCAGACCUGUGGACUGUGUGGAAACUUUGAUGGGAUAGCUAAUGAUUUUAUGAAAGAUGGGGCUGUGAUGUCUGUGGUGGACUUGGCUGAGACUUACAAGGUAAACGGGCCCACUGAGACUUGUGUGGAACCCGACCUCAGCCCGACCCGGAGCUGUGGGGACAAGCUGCUUUGUGAGGAGACCUUCACUAGCGAUCCGUUCAGCAGCUGCCAGAACCUCCUGGAUGUGGAAUCGUUUACCAAGGCGUGCAUGGCAGACAUGUGUAACUCAGAAGAGAACACCACAGAGUCCAUCUUGUGCAAAACCAUCUCAGAGUUCUCCAGACAGUGCGUCCAUGCAGGUGGAAGCCCCCAGCCUUGGAGGAACGAAACCUUCUGCUACAAGCGAUGCCCAUACAACAUGGAGUUUCUGGAAUGUAGCCGGCUAUGUCAGGACUCCUGCUCCAACCCACAGGCCAGUCAGACCUGUGACAGCCACUGCCACGAUGGCUGCAGCUGCCCUGCAGGAAUGGUGUUUGAUGACAUUGGUAACACAGGAUGUGUCACAGCUGAUCAGUGCCCAUGUCUCCAUGGCAACCAGAUCUACCAGUCAGGAGAGUCCUACUCAUUCAACUGUAGAUCCUGUGUUUGUGAGAGAGGCCACUGGACGUGUACGGAGGAAAACUGCUCGGGAACCUGUUCGGUGGAGGGAGGAGCUCAUGUUACCACCUUUGACGGGAAAAUGUACACCUUCCACGGAGACUGCUCCUACAUUCUGGCUAAACAGAGUGAUGGCUCCCUCUACACUGUGUUGGUGGACCUGGUCAAAUGUGGUCUGACAGACAGCAGGACGUGUCUCAGAGCCGUUACUCUGGCCCUGGGCAGUAAUGCCGUGGUCAUCAAAAUUCAAGCAUCUGGGCAAGUCUAUGUCAACAAUAUUCUUUCUCAGCUUCCAUUGUUUACAUCUGAGCUGAGUGCCUUUUGGCCAUCCUCCUUUUAUGUUGUAAUCAGCACCAAAGUGGGAAUCCAAGUGAUGGUCCAGCUCUCUCCUGUGAUGCAAGUCUUUGUUUCAGCUGAUGUGUCACUCAAAGGAGCCACCUCCGGAUUAUGUGGGAACUUCAACAACAUAAUGAGUGAUGACUUCCUGGUGAUUAGUGGACUUGUGGAGGGAACUGCUGCAGCAUUUGCCAACACAUGGAAGACCAGAGUCAGCUGUCCUGACAUCGUGCCAUUCUUUGGAGAUCCUUGCAGCCAGGACAUUAGCAGAGAGAACUAUGCACAGUACUGGUGUUCCAAAUUGACUGAUCCGCUGGGAGUGUUUGCCCCUUGCCACUCUGUUGUCAGCCCCAGCUCAUACAAAGACAACUGCAUGUACGAUGGCUGUAACUGUGAAAAAAGUGAAGACUGCAUGUGUGCUGCAGUCUCCUCAUAUGUCUACGCCUGCUCAGCGGCAGGAGUCCACAUCAGCGGCUGGAGGGAAACCAUCUGCGGAAAAUUUAUCGAAUCAUGUCCAUCAGAAACAGUUUAUGAGUACAACAUGACCUCCUGUGGUCGGACGUGUCGUUCCCUCAGCCAGGCUGAUUACUCCUGCCAGGUCAGCUUCGUCUCUGUGGACGGCUGCGGCUGUGCUGAGGGAACCUACAUGAAUGAAGGGGGACAGUGUGUGUCCAGUGCGAACUGCCCCUGCUACGAUAAGGACACCUUUAUUCCUGCUGGACAGACCAUCAUCAAAGAUGGAGUAACAUGUGUCUGCAGACAUGGGGCCCUCAGCUGCUCAGGAGGAGCCAGACUACAAAGCUCCACAUCAUGCGUCCCCCCCAUGAUUUAUUUUGAUUGCUCCACUGCUCAGCCUGGCACCACUGGGGCUGAGUGUCAGAAGAGCUGCAGCACGGUGGACAUGCCUUGUAUCAGUACAGGCUGUACAUCUGGAUGUGUGUGCCCAGAAGACCUGCUGUCAGACGGAGCAGGAGGCUGCAUCAAUGAGACAAGCUGUCCAUGUGUCCACAAUGGACACAUCUACCAGCCAGGACAGACUCUCACAGUGGACUGUAACACCUGCUCAUGCAGUGGACGAACGUUCACUUGUACCAGCAAUGUUUGCAAUGCAGUGUGUGGGAUCUAUGGAGAUGGUCAUUAUAUUACAUUUGAUGAUAAAAGGUUUGACUUCAGUGGAGAAUGCGAAUACACACUCCUACAGGAUUAUUGCAGCCCUGGUCAGGGAAACGGAAGCUUCAGUAUUAUCACUGAGAAUGUUCCAUGCGGAACCACUGGGACCACCUGCUCCAAGACCAUUAAGAUCUAUCUGGAGGAUAAUGAAUUCCAUCUUAAGGAUGACAGUUUCCAGGUGAUAAAAGGAAACAUCAAUGUUCUCCCUGCUUCUGUACAAAAAAUGGGUAUUUACCUGGUGGUGACCGUCCAACCAGGGCUGGUAGUCAUGUGGGACCAGAAGACCAGCCUUUUCAUUUCUCUCAGUCCACAGUUCCAGGGGGAAGUGUGUGGCCUUUGUGGGAACUACGAUGGCAACAGUAAAAAUGAUUUUACCACACGCUCUCAAGAGACUGUGACAGAUGUUUUAGAGUUUGGGAACAGCUGGAAAGUGUCAUCUAGUUGCUCUAACGCCCAGCUUCUCAGUGAUCCCUGUGCCUCCAACCGCUACCGGGCAGCCUGGUCUCAGAAGCAGUGCAGCAUCAUAACCAGCGCCACCUUCCACAGCUGUCAUGCAAAAGUCGAUCCUGGCCCAUACUAUGAUUCUUGUGUAAGAGACUCCUGUGCUUGUGACACUGGAGGUGACUGUGAGUGUUUCUGCACUGCUGUGGCUGCCUAUGCCAAAGCUUGCAGCACAGCUGGAGCCUGCAUCAGAUGGAGAACUCCAAAGUUGUGCCCUAUUUUCUGUGACUAUUAUAACUCCCCUGGUGGAUGUGAAUGGCAUUACAAGCCUUGUGGAGCUGACUGCAUGAAGACAUGCAGGAAUCCCUCAGGAAACUGUACCAAACUCAUCACUCACAUGGAAGGUUGCUAUCCACAGUGUUCUCAAACCAAGCCUUUCUUUGAUGAAGACACAAUGAAAUGUGUAAACUGGGACCAAUGUGGAUGCUAUGAUGACAAAGGCAUUCAUUAUAGCACAGAAGGCCCUAUCACAUCUACAAACAGAGCCACAACUGAAUCUGUCGAAACUACGUUCUCCGAAACAACAACAGUAAAGAUUGGAACAACAAACCCCUCGAAAGUUGGCACAACAGGCCCCGUGACUGGCUCCAUAACAGAAGUUGUUGAAUCCACAACUAUAGUACCAGGAAUCAUGUCAACAAGAGACUUGUUAUACAAUGUUACUGAUGGCCUUGGGUGGUGUUACAGUGCAUAUUGCAAUGCAUCCUGUAAGGUUGAAACACAAUCCAGCCCAUGUCCAACCACAUCAAUAUCUAGCACUACUGCACAUUCUUCUACUUCAUUACUGAGCUCAACCACAAAGGCCCCAACUUCAAGCUCUGGACCCAUGACCACAGUAACAACAUUAGCAUCUACAGCUACUCUAGAGUGCUCUGAUGUGUAUCCAGCAAGACAGAAUGGAGAGUCCUGGAAUACUAGCAAUUGCACCACAGCUACUUGCAUCGAAGGCAAGGUAACGGUCACAGCUACAGUCUGUCCAAAUGUAACCCUCCCCAUCUGUACCAAUGGGAGGAAACCUGUCAAGAUCUAUGAACAAAAUGGAUGUUGCUUCCACUAUGAAUGUGAAUGUGUAUGUAAUGUCUGGAGUGGAUCCAACUACAUGACAUUUGAUGGACAAAUGUAUAAUUUUCAACAGAAUUGCUCUUAUUACUUAGUUAAGGAGAUUAUUUCAAAACAUAACUUAACAAUUACUAGAAGCAAUAACUGUGAUCCUUCAGACAGCACAUUCUGCCCUCUGGCUCUAAGUGUCACAUAUCAAUCAGUAAAGGCAGUUUUGACUCAAGUGAAAACUUCAGGAACACCAACCAAUGUGGUGUAUGUGAAUCAGAAACGUGUCUAUCCAGCAUAUGGCAAUUCUGUUAUGCUGCUUUAUGGCACAGACAUGGAGAUCACAGCAGUGAUACAGGAUAUCAACACAAGAAUAGUCUAUAGAGGCUCCUCCUUCAGUAUUGACCUUCCUUAUUCUCUGUUUGGGGGAAACACUGAGGGACAAUGUGGUACCUGUGACAACUCGCAGGCCAAUGACUGCCGUUCUCCAAAUGGCCAGAUAGAAAGCUGCUCAGAAUCUGCAGGACUCUGGACUCUCCCCGGGACCAGUUGUGUCUCCCCAAGCCUUCCUUCUGUUACUGCAACUGCACAACCGCUAACAUCUUCAUCACAGCACCCAAAUCCAACAACACAACCAACCUGCAAACCUGCCAUCUGUGAGCUACUUAUGAGCAGUUUAUUCACCCCGUGCCACUCAUUCAUAUCCCCUGCACCAUUUGUGAGCUCUUGCACCUAUGAAAUUUGUAAUGGUGGUAAUGACACGUGCUCCAGCCUGGAGGCGUAUGCUGCUGAGUGUUCCAAUGCAGGAGUCUGCAUUGACUGGAGGAGUGACACCAACGGACUGUGUGAGCACAGAUGUCCAAACAACAAAGUGUACAUGGCAUGUGGCCCCUCAGUAGAGCCCACAUGCAAUGACAGAUACAACAGGAAGUUUCAGGCAGAUGUGACAUCAUCUGCCAACUACACCCAGGAAGGCUGCUUCUGUCCUCAGGGCACCACGUUGUUCAACACAGUUUAUGACACAUGUGUCGCCUCCUGCGACUGUGUUGGACCAGAUGGAAAACCCAAACAGCCAGGGGAAACAUGGACCAGUGAGUGCAGCAGCUGUGAGUGUGACCAGGACUCCAUGAGUGUCCGCUGUGAGCCGGUGACCUGUCCUGAGGUCCAGAAGCCCAACUGCAGUGAGCCCGGCCAGCAGCUGACCAACACAAGCCAAGGCUGCUGCACAACACAGACCUGUGAAUGCAACCUGAACCUGUGUGCUGGUCCUGUGACCUGCCCUCUGGGCUUCCAGCUUCACGUGUCCAACAGGACCUGCUGCCCGUCCUACGAGUGUGUUCCUAAAGGUGUGUGUGUCUAUGACAUGACUGAGUUCAAGCCUGGUGCCAAGAUACCAACACCUCAGACAGUAACAGAAGCUCCACUGGAGGAGGUGUCAUUUGCCGCAGUGCCAUCCGGGACAGGAGGAGAUGUACAGGAGGAGUCUUUCAUUCCUGCAGCCUGCCAGGAGUGUUACUGCGGCCCCGACACACACCCCACCACCAAACUCAACGUCAUCACAUGCAGACCUGUUGUCUGCCACACAAACUGCUCUGAAGGGUUUGAGUAUCAGCCUGCAGCAGGUCAGUGCUGUGGUUCAUGUGUACAGAAAAGAUGCAUUCUCACCACUUCUGGGAACAACACAGUCCAGAUCAUUGAGGUCAACAACACAUUUGUGCCACCUGGUGAUAAGUGUGUGCAAUACACAUGUGAGGAGAUUAACGGACAGAUUGUGAUGAAGGAAACAAGGACCAGUUGUCCUCCCUUCAACCCGCUGGACUGUGAACCUGGAACUGAGACGACCGACGCCUCCGGCUGCUGCACAACCUGUCGGCUCCAGAAUGUCUGCCAGGUGGAGAGUCAGCAGAUCAUAGUUGAGGUGAACCACUGUGUCAGUGCUGUGCCGGUCAAUGUUACAUCAUGUGUGGGACACUGCAGGAGCUCAUCUAUGUACUCAGCUGCAGCCAACUCCAUGAUGCACCAGUGUGAGUGUUGCCAUGAGGCCACAACCAGCAUGAAGCAGGUGGAGCUGACCUGCGCUGACGGCUCCACGCUGCAGCACAGCUACAGCCAGGUGGAAAGCUGCCGCUGCAGGACGGAGACAUGCUCAGCGGGCGCCACAACCAGAGCCCAGCGCCGCAGGAGGCGCUGACCUGCUCCUCAAUCACACCAGGGAACAACUUUUUCAAACUUUAUAGCAUAAUAUGCUCUUCUACAGAGUCUGUUAGAAUUAAACUAUGUCUGUAUUUCUCACUGAUAAGAAAUAAAAUAUGUCUGCAAAAUGAU
Xiphophorus couchianus (Monterrey platyfish) is the source of this 6620-nucleotide messenger RNA. Its product is annotated as mucin-5B-like. Gene Ontology annotation, molecular function: protein binding. Lineage: Eukaryota; Metazoa; Chordata; Actinopteri; Cyprinodontiformes; Poeciliidae. Gene Ontology annotation, cellular component: extracellular matrix. The record is from RefSeq and is a predicted model, not a curated record. The transcript is spliced from 46 exons. Bases 1 to 6486 code for a protein of 2161 amino acids.